Molecule: messenger RNA, 2187 nt
Organism: Arabidopsis thaliana (thale cress)
Lineage: Eukaryota; Viridiplantae; Streptophyta; Magnoliopsida; Brassicales; Brassicaceae
Product: proline-rich receptor-like kinase, putative (DUF1421)
Exons: 2
Coding region: 810-1958 (382 amino acids)
Source: RefSeq, marked reviewed
GGUUGGUCCCAUUGCUUUGAUCACAUUAUUGAUUAUACCAUUUACUUAUUAUGUCAGUGUUGGUACAGGUCAUUGAUCACAAUUUGGGCUUUAAACGGAGAGGAUGGAAACUGAAUUCUAAAUACAUUUCGGCCCAUUUAGGGUCCAUAACCUUCUACGCCAAUCAGAAGGUACGUCGACAUGAGCAACUUGGUCAAUUUUAUGACAUAAAUAAAAUAAAAAUAAAAAAAUAAAAAUCGAUCUGAGGGGUUUUAGAAAGAAAAGAAGAAAUUCGGGAGUCGGAGAAAUUGUCGGGUGGAUCGAUGAAUACUUGUCAGUUUAUGGAUAAGCAGAUAAUGGAUCUAUCUUCUUCUUCAUCUCUACCUUCCACUGAUUUCAUCGAUCUGAUGAACAAUCAUGACGGCGAUGAUCACCAGAAGAAGCAGGUGAUCGGCGAUAAUGGAUUGGACUCUAAGAAAGAAGUGAUCGUUCCUAGCUAUGAUUUCCAUCCCAUACGUCCCACCACCGCCGCACGAUUGUCUCACUCGGCUUUAGAUCUCGCCGGAUCCACGACUAGGGUUAAUUGGUCCGCCUCUGAUUAUAAACCCGUUUCCACUACUUCGCCUAACACUGUACUUACUACUACUUCUCGAAUCUUCCUCUCUUUUUUUUUUUUGUACAUGAUUCUACAUCAUAAGCCUAUAAGAGGACUUGUCUAUUUCUGAUUGAUUUGUUUUUUUUUAUUCGGCCAGAAUUUUGGAUCUCUCGAUUCUAUUGAACCUUCCAAGUUGGUUCCUGACAAGGGUCAAAAUGUGUUUAACACGACUAUUAUGUCCGAGAUUAUAGAUAGGACAAUGAAGAAACAUACCGAUACCUUGCUUCAUGUAAUGGAAGGUGUUAGUGCACGUCUUUCACAGCUGGAGACCAGAACCCACAACCUCGAGAACCUGGUGGAUGAUCUCAAAGUUUCUGUUGACAAUAGUCACGGCAGCACUGAUGGGAAAAUGAGACAGCUUAAAAAUAUCCUUGUAGAGGUGCAGAGUGGUGUGCAACUAUUGAAGGACAAACAAGAGAUUCUCGAAGCUCAGCUUUCAAAGCAUCAGGUAUCCAACCAGCAUGCCAAAACACACUCUUUACACGUUGAUCCCACUGCUCAAUCGCCCGCUCCAGUCCCUAUGCAGCAGUUUCCUCUUACUUCUUUCCCACAGCCACCAUCUUCCACUGCUGCUCCUUCCCAGCCACCUUCCUCGCAACUACCACCUCAGCUACCUACGCAGUUUUCUUCUCAACAAGAGCCGUAUUGUCCUCCGCCUAGUCAUCCUCAACCACCUCCAUCAAACCCGCCUCCUUACCAAGCUCCUCAGACCCAAACGCCGCAUCAACCAUCUUACCAGUCACCGCCUCAGCAGCCACAGUACCCCCAACAGCCACCACCAUCAUCAGGCUACAACCCCGAAGAACAACCACCAUAUCAGAUGCAAUCUUACCCGCCAAACCCUCCUCGUCAACAGCCACCUGCUGGUUCUACCCCUUCUCAACAGUUCUACAACCCUCCUCAACCACAACCAUCAAUGUACGAUGGAGCGGGUGGUAGAUCUAAUUCAGGUUUUCCGUCCGGCUACUUGUCUGAACCUUACACAUACAGUGGUUCACCAAUGUCCUCAGCGAAACCGCCACAUAUAAGUAGCAAUGGAACUGGUUACCCACAGCUCUCAAAUUCACGUCCAUUGCCACACGCUUUGCCAAUGGUUUCAGCCGUCAGCAGCGGUGGUGGCUCUAGUUCCCCUAGAUCAGAAAGCAGAGCCCCAAUCGAUGAUGUAAUCGACAGGGUGACAACCAUGGGAUUCCCAAGGGACCAAGUCAGAGCAACAGUGAGAAAACUGACUGAAAACGGCCAAGCUGUUGACCUCAACGUGGUUCUGGAUAAGUUGAUGAACGAAGGAGGAGCUCCACCUGGAGGUUUUUUUGGUGGUCGGUAGCCAUCGGUUUAGCCAACUCUGUACAGUACUUUAUAUCAGUUAUCGAUUUAAGGAUCACCUUUGUGACCAAAUAUCGAUUUCAAGAGCUUGUAAGUUGUAACCCAUUGCGACUUCAUAUAUGAUAUCAGUUUGAUGCGUAAUUCUAGAGAAUGUCUAUUACUCCUUUGUGUUUGAAGCUUGAAAGCUUGCGAUGAUCUUUUUCGUUUCUUUUCUUGUAUUUGACCAUUUG